UUGUGUUAUGUGUUUGGUACAGUGCUGUAUUAAUCAGCUCUAAACCUUUUUCCUUCUGUCUUUGUGUUGGGUUGUUUGUCUCUCUUUUCUAGGAAAUAUCUUCAAAGGAAUCUCUCUUCUGGCCUGGAGGUCUUCUAGAGGGUUGGACCUCCUCGCCAUCAUGAAAGGCUUAGGGACCAACCGCAGCAGACACCUGUCUGAUUCCUGCAACCCUUCUGCAGACCAUUCAGAGGCCCUCUUCUCUCAGAAGACCACCACACUUCCUCGCAGCCCUUACUUGCUGAGUCCCACAAUGGACCACUAUGGCACCAUGGACCCCCACCUUUACUCUUCAGCUAAUCCAAGCUCCCUUCCACCAGAAUGCAUGCUGCCCCUCAACAACCAGCUGUCCAACAGCAGCACCUUUCCUGGGAUUCACUACAACUCCUACGACCAGUCUGAUUUUUCUCCUCCUGGGGACAGCAUCGGAGGAAUAAGCACAGGGACCUUGGGGACCUCCAUGUCCAUGGGCAUGGGAACGGGAAUGGGCAUGGGCAUGGCAGGACUGAGCGCACGAACACCUAUGAUUACAAGUGGCUCGGCAACAAUAUCACAUCAUAUGACCAAGAACCAGACCCCACCAAGUCUGCUUGAGUUUGAUAAACAGCUACCUGGUGGCCGUGAUGGAUUCAGCACAUUGCAGUUUCACCGAACAUCUGCUGCUGCUGCUGCCAAGCAGCGUACGGACAGUCCUGGUCGUAUUCGUUACAUGCUGCACUCAGUGCAGAAGCUCUUUGCAAAGUCGCAGUCACUGGAGAGCCACAACAUGAAAGGAAAUGUUAAUGGACGGUCGACCGGCAGUGGUGGAGGUUCGUCUAGUACGGAGGAUGGAGGGAAGCACAAUCGCAGAGCCAAAAGUAAAGAUCGGGGUACAAAAUCAGAAGCAACUGCCAAGCGACGGCCACGCUCCAACAUGUCGGGCUACUGGAGCUCGGACGAUCUGGACAGCAGCGAUUUGAGCAGCUACCACAACACCAUGGCCAUGAUGACUCUCGGGCGUCCAUCUGGCCCGGACAGCCACGGGGGGCAGAACAGAUACAUCCACAGUGGCUACAACACUAUCAGCUCCUCUAAAAGCAGCAGUGACUUAAAGUAUCAGGCACUUCCUGGGCCAGGGGGUGGAGGAGGUGGUGGAUUAAGUGGACUAGGUGGAUUAAGUGGACCAGGAGGUUUGAUGAUGAAUGAUAGUGACUAUAUGAAAGGAGGGUCAUGGUCCACAUUAACCAUGGGUCAACCAAGACAGAUUAUUCAGAAGGGCUCAGCUACUCUGGACAGGUCCAUGCUCAAGUCCAAGUCCUGCCAACAAGAACUAACCUGCAACUACCUACAGGUUGGAAGAAGGGGUGACUGGAGCAGCUCAUUAGGUCGCAGCGGGGGUGCCAAUGAAAUCCCAUGCCGGCGGAUGCGGAGUGGUAGCUAUGUGAAGGCAAUGGGAGACAUGGAAGACAGCGAUGACUCUGAGGGAAGUCCCAAACCCUCACCAAAAACUGCUGCUCGGCGUCAGAGCUACCUCAGGGCUACCCAGCAGUCUCUGAGUGACCAGUUUCCCCCACGCAACUGUCUUCCAUCUCUCAGAGAGUUCUCCAAUAAUCGCAGCCUAGACAACCUAGACUGCAUCGGGAGUAUAGGCUCAUCUUUGCCACCAUGGGACGACGAUGACUUCAGCCAGGCUUGCAGUACCUUGGGCAGACGCAUGGGACAGCUACGAGACCUAGAAAGGAGCCAUCAUUAUGAAGACCGCAGCUCAGAUUCUACAUUUAGAGAUUCCCGUUCCCAUUCUCAGGACAACUCAGAGCCUCCAGACCUACCCAUGCCUACGUGCUUCCGAUCCCGCAGCCACAGCUACCUGAGAGCCAUCCAGGCUGGCUGUUCCCAAGAUGACGACGUUGCAUCCAUCGACUCGGGCUGCUCUCCGCCUCCCAUUGACACCACGGUUCGCACCUACAGCACCAGCACUGACGACCUUUCUGCACAAUGGAAGACAUGGAAAGAACAGUUUGGCUCUUACCUGAGAGCCACAGGCUUGGACAAAGAACCAAAGGAGAAACAACUUGCAAUUUUUCUUCAGCGUUUUGGGGCAGACAGACCACGCAUCCUACCCCCACGCACAGUCUCCACAUGCAUAACCACCUGUAAGAAAGCAGCUCCUCCACCAGUGCCGCCCCGUACAACUUCCAAGCCCUACAUCUCAGUGACCGUGCAGAGCAGCACAGAAUCGGCCCAGGACAACUACUUGGACCAGCAGGACAGGAGGUCAGAGGUCAACAGCCAAUCUAGCCACGCUCAAAGCAAUUCUUCUGACAGCCUUGACAGCACCCGUGCCAACAGCCUGGCCCGGGGCAUUCCCCGCCCUCCGCACAUCAUCCCCACUCCUAUUGCUACCCCGAGAGAACCAAUUGCCCCCGCCACUGCAAAUGCUUCCACUGAGACAAGUGACUCUGUAGUCCAGCACGAACCCCUAAAAUCGGGAUUUAAUAAAGGAAAUCUUGCAGCAGAGGAGCCCCUAGUAGCCCCCGUGCCCAGGCGGAAACUUUCCUCCAUUGGCAUACAGGUGGACUGUAUUCAGGAAGUUGCACGAGAAGAGACUCCUCCCCUGACCAGAUUUCAAUCAAUUGGAGUACAGGUGGAGGACGGGUGGCAGCUCAGUCACUCCAGCAGCAUGGCCUCAAAACACGAAACAGACUCAGACACGCAGGACAUCUCUAUCAUCUCCCAUGUAAUUAAUGCCAAACCCACUGAGAAGAAAGUCAUGGUCAAUUGUGCCAGUCAGUCCAUGAGCUCCCCUCCUGGACGAGACUCUUUAGACAGCGCCGACCCCACCGGAGACACCUCUUCACCUCCACCUCCCAGGCAGAUUCUCAACCGCUCCACCACAAGAAGCAGCUCUUCCUCUUUCUCAGAAAGUCUGGACCCAGCGUUGGACCCCUCUUCUCUUCCACCGCCAGACCCCUGGCUGGACAGCGGGAAUAACAGCAGUGUCCCUCAGAGCGGAGGAGGGGGAACGCUGUGUCGGAGGGACGGCCAGUGGUUCUUGAAGCUGCUGCAGGCCGAGACGGGACGCAUGGAAGGCUGGUGCCAGCAGAUGGAACAGGAAACCAAAGAUAACCAGCUCUCAGAAGAGGUGCUGGGGAAGAUUCGCAGUGCAGUAGGAAGUGCCCAACUCCUAAUGUCUCAGAAGUUUCAGCAGUUCCGGGGACUGUGUGAACAAAACUUGAAUACAAAUGCCAACCCACGCCCUACAGCCCAGGACCUGGCUGGUUUUUGGGACCUCCUUCAGCUAUCCAUUGAAGACAUCAGCCUCAAAUUUGAUGAGCUCUACCAUCUCAAGUCCAAUGACUGGCAGCCCGUGACAUCUGCAGCUGCCCAGUCAAAUUCUGAGCGGAAGGACGAGGAGAAGGCGGCGUCAAAGAAGCCUGGUAAGGUACGACCACCGCUGGGCCGCGAGAAGAGUGCCGACUCUUCAUCCAACUCUUCCUUGAGCUCUGCAGAGAAACAGCGACAAGAGGCUCGCAAGCGUCUGCUGGCUGCUAAGAAGGCUGCCUCGUUUCGCCAGAACUCAGCCACAGAGAGCGCAGACAGCAUCGAAAUUUACGUCCCUGAGGCCCAGACUCGUCUCUGAGAGAAACUGUGAGAGAGGGCCGUUGGGUUGGAACAAAGGACAGAUAAGUGUCAGUGAAACACCUGGAGAAAGGAGAGGAAGCUUUUGCAAUGUAAAUGAGCCAUCUCAGUGAAGAUGGGUACGGGUGGAGGGGAAAAGAGUGGGAAAUUCCUGGGUUUGGAGGGUUUUGACACAUUCAUACAAUAAUAGGCUGGUCCUGGUGACUGCAAAUGAGCAAACAAGUCAUUGAAUAUUUCUUGGACCCAACGGACUUUGAAGCAGGAGACUCCUCAUUUGAGUCUUGCCAUUGAAAACCUCAGCUGAUGAACUUUCUUUUCUUGUUACUGUUCUUGAUAUCAUCAUUAAAAAAAUUGUUAAUGAAGGUAUUGUUAUAAUGACAAUUAUAUCCUAAAGAAUCUAUAUGAAGACUGUUUUAAAUGUUCCUGUAUCUCGGCUAUAAGAUAUUUUAAGCAGACAGAAGGCAAGCGUUAAUGCUUUUCUGUCUUCCAUCGUCCUGCUCUCUUCCCAGACCAUUGGCCAUCUUGUAGCUUUUGCACAACACCGCCUUGUGGCCAUCACAGACACUGCACACAUACCACAAACUCACCUCUGUGUGUCUUCCUCCUAUUUAGUUUGUUUACUUUCUUCAUCAUUUGAGUUAUAUAAAAAUCAGUUUAGAUCAGGUUAUUACGAAUAGUUUUGGUGUGAUGAAACUGAAAGUCAGGUUUAAAGGGGUAUUUAUAUAGAUAGCAGUUACCUCUUCUGUAUGUCCUACAGAGUGGAUUGUGUCAAAGAUGUUUUUUAACAAACUUUAGGUUUAGUGUCUGAAUGGAUUUUGAAUGAGAACCCAUCCCAAUAAUCAGGCAAAGCUUGAGGACAUAGAAUUUUAGGAUACGCACUACCGCUCGAAAGUUUGGGGUUUCUUUGAAAUGUUUUUGUUUUGUGAAGAGAAGCUCACUUGUUUUAAGCUAAUGUAGCACUGACCAGCAGAAAUGUUAUAAUUGGCAGCAAUUAAUUAAAAUUUCAGGCAUACAUACCUUCACUCCUGUGUUCUAAUGGCAUGAUCCCUAAUACCAGUUUGUCAUAUUAAAAGAAUAAUUAUUAGGAAACCUCUUUCAGUUAUGUUAACAUAGCUGACAAAACUUGUGCCAUUAACAGAAGCCAUUACAUUACAUGCCAUUACAUUCAAUGUUGUUUCUCACUGUGUUAUUCAAGGUUACUAUAGUUAACAAAAACGACCCUAAAAACUAAGAUUAGAUGUUUAAAAAGAUGUUUUAGAUAACUAAAAUUUAAAAAAAAAAAACGGGGGGGAAUUUAAAACUAUAACUGAAACAAUUUUGUGAACUUGGAACACUAAUAAAUAUAUAGAAAUAAAUAUAUAGAGGAGAUAUCCUUAAUUACUAUGUGUUAGUUAUGUCAAGAAGAGGCUGUGAUGUGUUUGAAACUCAGGGUCUCUGGACACUGUGAACCAGCUGCUUUCAAAAAGUUGUGUGAUUUUAUUGUAAUACCUGGACUGAUUUUCUUCUCUUUGACAUAUAUAGUCCAUAUAAUAUUAAUUAAAAUGAACACUAAAACUAAACAUUUUCAAAGAAUAGAAACUAAAUUGAAAUAAGAGAAUCACCCCUGGAAAAUAACUGAAAAACAAACCGUCAAAAUAAAAAGUAAUUAGAAAUGGCUGAAGCAGGGCCAGAUAUUGUCACUUUAUAAAAAGCAUUUAUCGAUUCAUACAAUGUUUUUUUUACUACUCCCAGCUCAGAGAAGUGCAAACCAGCUCUAAACAGAACAGAAAGAAGAAGAUAAAACCCUGUAGAUCAUUGCGCUAGGAGAUGUAAAUCAGUCAUAAAUCAGAGUUUCUAGUCUUCUAUUGGCAGCUUUAUUAAAUGGUUCCCAUAAGAGCCAAGUCAUGUUGGUUUGUGAAAAGAACAGUACAGACUGUUUAACUUUUCAGGCAUGUAAUAGGUAGUUCCCUUUUUUUAAGAGAAUUUUGAGACUACACUAAAACCCAUAAAGGCUGAUGUAUCAGACUCUUAACUAUCCAAUAUUUUUAAUCAGCGAUACAGUUUUCAUAACAUUAUCAAAUAGGUCCGGAGCACACUGCUUGCAUUACCAGUACCAUGUUUGCUUCUCGUGUUAACAAGUUAGAGCAGUCUGUCUGAGAAGCACGAGUCAGCACUCUGCAUCUAAAGACCCAGAGUGUCACUUUUUUUUUCUCCCCAAGUGAAACAUGCAGCUCUCAGCAAAAUCUGUGAAAAAAAAAUAAUCUAUUUAUAGUCAUGUUGUCAGCCUAGCAGGACUAUAACUGAUAUUUUUCAGUAUAAUUUAAAGAUGUGGAAUAUAUCUGAGAAACGUUUUUCACAAACGUGGAAAAAUGCAAGCUAAAUAAAAUGUCAUUAAUCUGAUAUAAUAUAGGAGAUAAUUACCAGAAACACAAUGAGGGUUAUAAUUAUAUUAUUAUUGAUAAGUUACCAGAAUCUUUGACAGGGAAUAUCUUUCCUGGUGCACUCUUUCUUUCUGAACUGUGUGUGAGCCACAACACUUUAUCUGUCAUGCAUAGAUAGAAGCUAGGUAGCUAACUUGCACUUGCUGAUGCAGUCUGCCACUGGAGCACAGGAUUGAUCCCUUGAUAUAUAUUCCAGUAAUGAUUGAUUAAUACAUUUUAAUUUGCAACAUUUUUGUAAACCAUUACUUUAUACGCAGCGUAAGAUUUAUCCUACAGCUGCCCUAAAUUAACAGUUUUGGCAAUUACAAAAAUCUGUUUUUAAUGUUUGUGUAGUGGUUAAUCCACCGACAUGCACACGCUCUUUAAUAAAAUGAUGUGUUUAAUACUAAAUAUAAUUAUUGUUGGUAACCAUGAAUUAUCAAAGUUGUUGUUUCGCAAAAUAGUUGUUUUUUUUGUUUUUUUUAUGAAGAUCCCAAAUUACUGUUAUUUGCUUGCAUUCAUGAAUUAGUUUUUGUGGUUGAAUGUUAUAUGUCUGAUUAAUUUCGGACUUGUCUGAGAAGUCCAGUGUACCAGCUCAAGUUUGGGAAUAUUUUGAUUGGUCAUUUUUAGUGUUAUACAUGAAGUGGGAGUUUUGCGAAAUUACCUCAAACUUUUGAGGGGUAAUGUUUACCCGACAGAAUGACAUGGGGAACUAUAUACCGAAUAUUUAUUCCUUUUGUUGGGACGAAAUCUUUCACUCCUCCUGGUGUCUUUUGCCUUCCCUUUUCCACUACCUUAGCCUUUCGUGUUUCCAGAAGUGUUUUUUGAUUUUAUUUUGCUUCCCAUCACUCAACAAAAUAACGAAAUCAAAGUUCAUUGUUACAUUAUCCCCCACCCACCCACUCAUCCCCCCCCUUAGAGGAGCACCCAAAAUACCUGCACUUAUUUUUAUUCAAAGAAGACUUUCUUAUUAAAGCAUUACAUACAUUAGUGAUUGUGUUUUCAUCAUUUAUUCAGUUGCUUCUUUUUUUUUUCUUUCCACUGAAGACUGCAUAAGCCAAAGAUGAAUUCACUGUUUUAAAUUCAUCUUGUGUAUUUAAAUGUCAGCUUCAAGGAACUCAACAGUCGACUGUGAAAAUAGAUUAAGUGCACUGUAGCCAUAGCAACAUAUAGAUUUAAAGAUUUUGAUAAGUCCGUGUUUGACAGCAGAACCGGCCAUCACUUGUGGAUCAAACCUCUCCGUUUGGUUCAUGAACUUAGGAGUUUGCAUUUUGAAAAGCAUCGUUUCUGAAGUCUGCAGCAGCAGGGGCUGAUUUUUUUUCUUUUUUUCUUUUUCUUUUCACUCAAGAAAACAUAUGAUGUCUCUGCCAUGUGUUUACAGUGAAAUGACAUAGCUGGCAUUGCAUAAUUUGCAUGAAGGGGACACAUCGCUUUGAUUGCACAUAUCCCCUCACUUUAGAUUUUUACACUGCGAGUAGCAUACCGAACCAGCGAGUCACCCCUGACAUGCCUUAGAUCAACCACUGUCAUUUGCCUGUCUUCCACUCAGUUGGUAAGCAAACAAACUCCAACUGUCCUCUCCUAAUUACUUGCCACUGACCUUAGCUGUUGCAGCGUCUGUUUCUCACCUGCUGUGAACCAGAAGUACAUAAUUUGAAUUGGAAAUACCUAGUAAGCGCCACUUCUUACUCUUGAUUGCUCACCAUUCUUUCACUGUUGUGUUUGCCUGCUGGGGAUGUCUCUCAGCCAGAAAAAUGGCACAAAGGUGUCAAUAGUUGGCUCCGUGAUGGCUGUCAGUAUACCCCCUUCCGUUUGACUGGGGGUCGUUAACAUCUGAGGCCUACAGUGUGACUCAAACUUGGUGGUUGGCUUGAUUUAAUUUCUGACUGUCUGGAAGAACUCGUCUGACGAAAUGUUUUCCUAAAAGAGACAUCUAUGCUUAUUUUAUGUGUAAGCUGGGCGGCUUCUAGUGGAUAUAUAUGUAUCAACGACAAGAUGACAGUGUCUUCACUCUAUGCACUCACUUCCAUGUUUUACAAUACCUAAUAAUUAUGUAAUAUGUUACAUAAUUUCAUGUAUCAUUUUCUUUUCUUCAUAUUUUUUUCCCCCACAUAUUGCUUGCUUGCACAAAACCGUAGGACUUGAAUGCAGAUAAAACACAAAUGUGGCAUCUCCGGUGCACUAAGGGGAGGAGGCCAGGAACACAGAGAAAGUUGUUCUGUGAUCUGUUUCAAACUGAGAGUCAAGACUUUUUCCAGCCUGUUGAUGACUGUGUGUGUGUGUGUGUGUGUGUGUCUGUGUCUGUGUCUGUGUGUGUGCAUGUAUAGGAAACCAGGGGAUGUAAGUGGGGUACUCAAAGAGACAAAAGAAGGCUCAUCUCAUACAUUUAAACAAAGCUGUUCUUUAGCACACAAAUAAUCACUGGGGCACACCUAGCUGGAUUUCCUGGGUAGGUUUAUCAGUGAUUCACUCAGUGGCACUGUGGGGGGGAUUGCUGCUCUAAACUAUUGAUUUUUAUGGGUGAUAAUGAAUGGGCUUUUAUUUUGCAUCACACUAAAUGCAUGAUGAGUUUCAUAUCAGAGCAUAGCUUUGAUGAGCUAAAGGGUAAAAGUUUCAUCUUGGGAAUCCAAGUUUGAUACAUUUUUGCACAUUUAAAUGCGUUUCCAUCAGACAGUGUGAAUCUAGUGAAACUAACCCCACGCAGUACUCUGAAGAGAGGGGGAGGACAAAAAGCUCUUUCGUAUCCCUUCAUUGUUUCUCUGACUUUGGAAUAUAACUGGGUGAAGGGCAGGGGCAAUACUCUUUUAAACAUGAGAGAUAUGAUGUAGCAAAAAGUGUCUGUACAAAUCCUAGAAGAAAUACUUUAUGAAGCAAGCACAUACUUUAAAUCUGUUCAUUAAACUACUCUUAUAGGCUGUGUGUAAUUCAAGGUCUGUGGGUUUGGUAAAACUGGUUGUGCUGUCUGAGACAAAGUUGUGAGAGAGUGGAUGUGCUCAUAAAGUGAGAUUUACCUAGAUUCUUGUCACUAUACUCUGGUAAUAUUUAAAGUAUAUGCGCAAUACUGAGUAAAAGGGUUGUUUGAUAUUAAGACGAAACUAAUAAUCUUGCAUUUCUCCCCCCGUGCUUCUUAAAAAUGUCUUCUGUAAAUAAGAACAAAGUCGGACUAAAAUCCCCAUCUUUUACAAUGCUGUAGAGCUAUUUAUACUAUUUCAAGGUUGUUCAAAUGUAUAAUGCAGAGACCUAAAAUUCAAUAAAUGCACACAGUACUUUCUCAAAAACGUCA
This is a messenger RNA of Oreochromis aureus, 9339 nucleotides long. It is a transcript of the gene dlgap4b, whose product is annotated as discs, large (Drosophila) homolog-associated protein 4b. NCBI's taxonomy places the organism in Eukaryota, Metazoa, Chordata, Actinopteri, Cichliformes, Cichlidae. The coding region runs from base 161 to 3658 and encodes 1165 amino acids. Gene Ontology annotation, molecular function: molecular adaptor activity. The record is from RefSeq and is a predicted model, not a curated record. Gene Ontology annotation, cellular component: postsynaptic specialization; glutamatergic synapse. Gene Ontology annotation, biological process: signaling. The transcript has 11 exons.